This is a messenger RNA of Aspergillus saccharolyticus JOP 1030-1, 936 nucleotides long. RefSeq lists its product as uncharacterized. Bases 1 to 936 code for a protein of 311 amino acids. Lineage: Eukaryota; Fungi; Ascomycota; Eurotiomycetes; Eurotiales; Aspergillaceae. The transcript has 2 exons. The record is from RefSeq and is a predicted model, not a curated record.
AUGGCACGUCUAUAUAUUCCUGGCCUUCCUUUCCGAAAGGAUCCAGUCCCUACCGCGUCACGGAUCAAGUCCCAGCCGGCGUUUCGUUCAUUCCCUUAUCACCCGUCGGUUAUCUUCCGUCCGAAUGUCCCUCUUCCCGCCACUCGUCCUUGCUUCUCUUCCCAUGUGCCGGUUUUCUCUCCGAAGUCCGCCGUCCGUUCGUUUCAGGAGAUGCGAAAGGGUUCGAAUCUCCCUGUGCGUUCUCAGGUGAGAACCACGUCCACUCCUAAACCCCCGGUUGUUGGUACUACUGUAGUCCAGGAUCAGCUGAAGGAGACUCUCUCUCGUCUUCAUGAGAGAAGAGCAGCUCGGCAGGCUAGGUCGAGACCGUGGGCCCAAGCUCGAUCGACUACGAAGCCGCCGCUCCCUCAACGACCCGCACCUACGCCAACUUCAGCUACACACGUGAGAAUGACUGCUCGCGAGAUGGUCGCGAAGAUCGAUGCAAUCCUUGCAAAAUACGCAGCGCCGCGGGCUCGGGUACCUCGUGUGCCUGUCUCGUGCGUGCCUGUGGUUCGUAAGGACAAGUCGAAGAAACGUGUCCGUUUCUGUGAGACCACAGAAGUCCUCACCGUCCCCCGCUGGAUCGAACGGAAGGAACAUGUGUUUCCCGGUCCCCUCUCAUGCCUCGGGCACUUGCAGGGAUGGAAGGUCACACCCCUCCGUGAGCCUGAUGAGGAUGGCGAGAUGGAGAAAUACACGACAUAUUGGGGUUCCGACACCUAUGUCUGUCUUUCUUAUCACAAUGCCAACUCUCCCUGUAACCGUUACAUGUGCGCAUGGAACAGCUUGGCCCGGAUCCAGGCAAAGCGUCCUGCGUGGCAACCUCCAAUGGUUUUCAGUGGAUGGCUCAAGAUGCGAGAGAAGCUUCGGGAACAGGGUGAAUUCAGACUGUAG